UAUUUAUUGAGGAUUAGCUGGUAGUCUUCCUGGGGUCCAACGAAAGACAACAAAAGCACAAAACAGUCAAUCACAUCAUUUACAAUACAUUACAUAUACAGAUACAAUUAUAAUAUUAGUUAAGUUAAGAUAAACAUUUAAUGAUUUUCAUAAAUCUAAGAAAUUGAUUUUCUCUAAAGACAAAACAACAACUCGACAUACAGCCAAGUCAAUAUUUAUAAUUUAAAAUGAGAUUUAAUUUACAACAAGAUGAUGAGGCAGAGUGUUCCAGUGAUUUAUUACUCUGUAGAUAAAACAACGUGUUUGUUCUGGGGUGAGGCCCACUAGUGCCACAGUCGUGCACAGAACUUCCAAAAAUAAUUUGUUUGAAUAAUCUGACUGACUUAAACAUCACAUCUGUGUGAGAUGCAUAAGAGGGACCCAAUACCAACCGUGCAGCCUUAUUUUGGGCGAUCUACAGCUUUUGUGACUUCUUUGCAAACUUCAAAUGCUUUGUGAAUGAAACAAUCCCAGCUGGUUUUACGCGCUGAAAACAGGCUGUUAGCGCCUGGUCAUUACUUCACACCUGGUCAGAGCCAGAGGUGUUAUCGACCCGUGGGUGGGGGGUGGUUGGGGGCCGCGCACACGUGCACGCGCGCCCGAGCCACUUCCCCACAGACAGUGUUUACAAACAAGUGGCCUCCAGAUGGCAGGGUCAUUCGCCCCGAUGAUAACAAGGCCUGCAAAACAGAUGAGCUCCACAAACCCCGCAGCCACAGCAGGGCCGGUGUGAGGGCUGGUCUGCGCAGGCAACAGAGUUUGUUUUUAGUGAGCGCACACCGUAGCGACAAUAAUUUAAAACACAGUUAACCUCAUCAUUACAAAGUAACAAGAUGCUGCAAAGGGGGCGACGUGCAAACGCAGGCAUGGAUUCUAUAGUGGAGGGGGAGCACCAUCGUGCAUCGUGGAUUUACGCUUCCAUCGCCGUGCAGACUAAGGACAGCGAAACCACUCAAACUCCCUCUAUAUCGUAUUCUGUGUUCGCACUAGUCGAUAAUAUGGAUGCACAGUCGUUAAUUUUUAAUUAUCUUUAGACGUGGUUGUUAGUGGGAGUGACUGCACGUGUAAACUGGUCGAUCCACUCCGCUCCUCCAGAAAACUCCGUCUUUUCUUUCUCCCCAAACAGCCAAUGCGCGUAUUGCUACACACCAACCGACCUUGAAUCUGUCCUCGGAUUAAUUCUCGCCUACGAUUGGUUGGAGUUGUUUCGCGUCAUCGGCGCCCCGGAUUGUGAUUGGUCGGGAAGGCUGCCACCGAAGUCACAUCCGCCUCCUGCUCUGUUUGGUUGGACCUCUCCGCUACCCUUUCUCUCGGCGGUGGGUCGGAGCCGCUGUCCCUGGCCUCGCAUGUUCCCCUCUAGAUUCCUGUUUUGAAUUUGAUGCCCCUCUUGUAGAUUCGCUUCAUUUACACGCCUUCUGUUGGGCCUCGGUCGGGCGUUCAUACCCCGGUGUUUUAGUUGUCCCGGUAUCUAGCGGAUAAGAGACCCCAGAGCAUGGCCGUGGUGAGCGGAUCGCCUGGGCCGGUCGCCCGGCUCGAGGGCCGUGAAUUCGAAUACAUGAUGAAAAAGCGCUCGGUGACCAUCGGCCGGAACUCGUCUCAGGGCUCCGUGGACGUGAGCAUGGGCCACUCCAGCUUCAUCUCGCGACGGCACCUGGAGAUAUUCACCGCCAGCGACGACGGCGCCGGCAGCGGGGAGUUCUACCUGAGGUGCCUCGGUAAAAACGGGGUGUUUGUAGACGGAGUGUUCCUCAGACGGGGCGCCCCUCCUCUGCAGCUACCGCGAAUGUGCACUUUCAGGUUCCCCAGCACAAACAUCAAGAUCACGUUCACGGCCCUGUCCAGCGGGAAGAAAGUGAAGCGAGAGGCGCCGGAGUCCCCAGUGACACCAGCACAGCCCCAGAUCACCCCCCUGACCAUCAACAUUCCAGACAACAUCGCUCACCUAAUGAGCCCCCUGCCAUCGCCCACUGGCACCAUUAGUGCUGCUAAUUCUUGCCCCUCCAGCCCGCGGGGUGCUGGCUCUUCGGGCUACAGGAUGGGUGGUCGCAUGGUCAGCUCUGCAGAGCUGCAGCUUAUCAACGACAACUCCCAGCCCGAGAACGACAAAGAGGCCUCCGGAGGGGACAGUCCCAAGGAUGACUCCAAACCUCCGUACUCCUAUGCACAGCUGAUAGUCCAGGCCAUUACGCUGGCUCAAGACAAGCAGCUCACACUAAACGGAAUCUACAAUCACAUCACAAAGAACUACCCGUACUACCGGACAGCAGACAAGGGCUGGCAGAACUCAAUCCGUCACAACCUGUCACUCAACCGUUAUUUCAUCAAAGUGGCGCGGUCGCAGGAGGAGCCUGGCAAAGGUUCGUUCUGGAGGAUAGACCCGUCCUCGGAAGGCAAACUCAUCGAGCAGGCCUUCAGGAAACGAAGGCCGCGGGGUGUCCCCUGCUUCAGGACCCCGCACGGACCCCUCUCCUCCAGGAGUGCCCCUGCGUCUCCCAAUCACUCGGGGGUGCUUUCAGCUCACUCGAGCGGCGUCCAGACCCCCGACAGCCUAUCACGAGAGGGCUCCCCGGUUCCCCUGGAGCUGGAGACGUCCUCUGCUCCCACCUCGGUGUCCACCACAGCAGUCCAGCCCAAACUGGCCGUGAUCCAGGAAGCACGCUUUGCACAAAACACACCAGGCUCGCCUGUCAACAACCAGCCGGUACUCAUCGCAGUCCCGCGUCAGUUACCUCAAACCAUCAAGCCAGUGACUUACACCAUGGCCUCCCCAGUGAGCACCAGCGCCUCCCAGCCCGCUGUCCAGACUGUCCACGUCCUGCAGCAGAUCCCGGCGGGGUCCCUCAGCUCGGCCGUCAUCGCCCAGCCGGCCACCAUCAUCAAGAGCGAGACGCAGGAGAACGGAGAACACACAGAGGUCAAAGUUAAAGUAGAGACGGUUCCCACCAUCACCUCUAUAGGAGCCUCCAGUCGCAUCAUCCAGAGCUCCCAGUCAGCCACGCCCCUGCAGACUGUUACCAUAGUGCAGCAAGCCCCCAUGGGUCAACACCAGCUGCCCAUUAAAGCCAUCACACAGAAUGGCACCCACAGCAUCACCACUGCCAUCCAGGGACCCACCAGCUCAGCGUGGUCCUCCCGUCUCCUCCAUGCAGCUCCAGCUGUAGCGAGCCCGCUCCACCUGCUGGCGGCCCACGCCUCGGCCUCGGCCUCCCUCCCCACCAAACGCCAGAACGGAGACCAGCUGGCCAGCGAACAGCCGGACGCCAAGCGCAUCAAAUCGGAGGACGACACGAGCGCCGCCGCAGAUUCAGACUCGCCAGCAACUAACGACCAAGGCGGCCACCUCAACUAGUCUGUUCAACCCCACACACCACACCACCCUCCACCACCCUCAACCACCCUCAACCACCACCACCACCACCACCACCACCACCACCUUCUCCUCCCAUCCACCGCUUCUCUCUCUCUCUCAUCCCCCGUCGUUUGUUUCGUUUCUCCUCCUUCUACCACUGAGGUGCCAAACGGAGAGGAUUCUUUUCAUUUUCAGUUUGGUGAUCGUUCUAGAGCAGCAAAAGAAAAAAAAAAAACUAUAUAUAAAGUCCAGCCCCUUUAAGGACCUGAAUGUGGGCUGAGAACAAAGCAAAGAAAUGGGACAAAGAUAAACUCGAAGGUGUAACUGUGAACCGCUGAAACAGGGGAGUAACUAAAGCAAGACCACAGGAAGCCUUAACAACAAUUAACCCUUAAGAGCUGACUGGGAGAGGCCCUGACUCGGCUCGGGCUGGACGCCACCUUUCUGUCGCAUCUACCUCAGAGCAGAUAGGAGACUCCAGCAGACAACGUGACCAACCGAGCGACAAAUGUCACAAGCAUUGAACGGUUAAUUUAUUUUCAUUUUUUUUAAGCAAAGAGGAAAAAGAGCAGCGUUCAGAAAGGGAUCAACUCGAAGCCAAUAUUCCUGAAACUCUGGCAGCUAGCCUCUCACAAAACUGACCUUCCUUUAACCGCAGCUGUACGUAGAUAUGCAGUAUUUUGUUGUUCAGAAUGUGGAGCAUAGGAUUUUUUAAAAUGUAAUUUCACUAGACGAGUAAUAAUUUAAUUAAAAGGAAGCGUACAAAAACGGUGACAUUUCGGUAACUCUUUACGUGAACUCCUCUUUCUGUUCGGUGACACAGUGUGAUCGUUUAUUUUAUUUUGUUUGUUUUUCCUCGUUUCUUCUUCUUCCCCUCCUCCUUCUGACAUAUCCGUAUGGAACCGCUUCGUUAUACCUACAUAUUUUAAUACUUGCACAGAUAACCGAUAUAAGCAAAUCUCCAUGUGUAGUUCCAGAUGUUGACCUUGCAUGUAUCUGACAACGGAGAAGUCGUUAACUGUAAAACGAACAGAGGGAAGAAAAAAAAAAGAAGCCCUGCUUUGUCCAAACCAGACCUGCACUUGAUUCAAUGUUUGUGUUUUCAUUUCCCUCCUCCUUUUCGUUCUCCUCACACCCUCCACCUCCUCCUCUUCCUCCUCCGGCUGUGUUGAUGUUGUGGUGUUGGCAGACCCCAUCCACCUUCUCCUCCGCUUGAUUAUUUUGCUCUGUUCUGGCGACCUGGAGAGUCCGUUUUUCUUUUUUUUUCUUCUUUUUUUUGUUGUUUUUUGUUUUUGUUUUUUUUUUUUCUGAUUGUACACGUU
Molecule: messenger RNA, 4710 nt
Organism: Mugil cephalus (flathead mullet)
Lineage: Eukaryota; Metazoa; Chordata; Actinopteri; Mugiliformes; Mugilidae
Gene: foxk2b
Product: forkhead box K2b
Exons: 9
Coding region: 1532-3388 (618 amino acids)
Biological process (GO): regulation of transcription by RNA polymerase II
Molecular function (GO): protein binding; DNA-binding transcription factor activity, RNA polymerase II-specific; RNA polymerase II cis-regulatory region sequence-specific DNA binding
Source: RefSeq, a predicted model, not a curated record